Messenger RNA from Lagopus muta (rock ptarmigan), 1143 nucleotides. The record is from the annotation of a RefSeq genome assembly. Lineage: Eukaryota; Metazoa; Chordata; Aves; Galliformes; Phasianidae.
AUGGCACCCAACAUCCGAAAAUCACAUCCCCUAUUAAAAAUAAUCAACAAUUCUCUAAUCGACCUCCCUGCUCCAUCCAAUAUCUCUGCUUGAUGAAAUUUUGGCUCUCUACUAGCAGUAUGCCUCACCACCCAAAUCCUCACUGGCCUCCUACUAGCUAUACACUAUACAGCAGACACCUCACUCGCAUUCUCUUCAGUAGCCCACACAUGCCGAAACGUCCAAUACGGCUGACUUAUCCGCAAUCUCCAUGCAAAUGGCGCUUCAUUCUUUUUCAUCUGCAUUUUCCUCCACAUCGGACGUGGACUCUACUACGGCUCCUACUUGUACAAAGAAACCUGAAACACAGGAGUAAUCUUGCUUCUCACACUCAUAGCAACUGCAUUCGUAGGAUACGUUCUCCCAUGAGGACAAAUAUCAUUCUGAGGGGCCACCGUCAUUACAAACUUAUUCUCAGCAAUCCCCUACAUCGGACAAACCUUAGUAGAAUGAGCCUGAGGGGGAUUCUCAGUUGAUAACCCAACCCUUACCCGAUUCUUCGCCCUACACUUCCUCCUCCCCUUUGUAAUCGCAGGGAUCACCGCCAUCCACCUUAUAUUCCUACACGAGUCAGGCUCAAACAAUCCACUAGGUAUUUCAUCCAACUCUGACAAAAUUCCAUUCCACCCAUACUACUCCCUCAAAGACAUCCUAGGUCUCGCAUUUAUACUAACCCCCCUCCUCACAUUAGCCCUAUUCUCACCCAACUUCCUCGGAGACCCAGAAAACUUCACCCCAGCAAACCCAUUAGUAACCCCUCCUCACAUCAAACCAGAAUGGUACUUUCUAUUUGCUUACGCCAUCUUACGCUCAAUCCCAAACAAACUUGGAGGCGUCCUGGCCCUAGCAGCAUCAGUCCUUAUCCUCCUCCUCAUCCCCUUCCUCCACAAAUCUAAACAACGAACCAUAACAUUCCGCCCACUUUCCCAAAUCCUAUUCUGACUCCUCGUAGCUAACCUCCUUGUCCUAACCUGGGUAGGAAGCCAACCAGUAGAACACCCAUUUAUCCUUAUUGGACAAAUUGCUUCACUCUCGUACUUCACCAUCCUUCUUCUCCUCUUCCCCCUAAUUGGAACCCUAGAAAACAAAAUACUCAACCACUAA